AUGGAAAUAGAAAAGCUUAUUCUUGAGAAACAGGAACUACAAAAAGAGGUUGAAAAAUUAACAGCAAAAACAAAAAGAUUACUCAUGAUAUGUUCAUCAAAUAGUCCUAAAAAAAUAAAAGCUCAAAAAAACGACGCAUUACUCCAAACACCUAAAAAUUUAGAUUUAGUAAUACAAACACCUAAUAAAUUAGAUUUAGCAACGCAAACACCUAAUAAAUUAGAUUUAGAAGCGCCAAAGGUGGCAAUAAAAGACGCUAAGUUGAAUGACAAAAAUAAUCUGUUAUUAACACCAAACAAAAACAUAAAACUAGAAAAUAAGUUGGAGGAAGAUAUUCAGCAUAUGAGUAAAACAAAUUGCAAUGUUAAAAAGAAAAAAAUAAUUAUAUUUGGGACGCAACAAUGUGUUGGCCUAGCCUCAGCGCUGCUUCGUUCGAGAGAACAUACUAAAUAUGAGGCAUAUGAUAUAAUCGGUUAUACAAAACCUGAUGCCUUAACUGAAAGUGUACUAAAAACUUGUGUUCUCAAUCAAGACUAUGGGGUUUUAAAUAUCUAUGGUGCUAUGGCUUCAAAAACAAAAUUGUGCGCGGGAUGUUUAAAUAAAAUAACUAAUAAGGACUUUGUAACAUGUUCACUUUGCAAAGAUAUAUAUGACACAGUUUGCGCUAAUAUUUCUCACCAACGCCUUAUGCUGCUGGAGAAGGACAAGAAAGAGAAAUGGAUCUGCCCUGGUUGUAGGAAUAAAGAACGAAAGGGUGACAAUUUAAACACCCCAAUCCAGUCCAGAACGGGCCCGCGAGACCGUGGUGAUUCGUCACAGGAAAUUAGUACUCCUAACAGUGAUUACAUAACACAGCGUAAAAAACCUCAACUACCUAGUAAUCAGAAGAUGAGCUCACCUACACAACCCGGAGAUGAAUCCUUAAUGCUAACAAUUACAUCAGAAAUUAAAUCAUCAAUGGGAAAAUUUUUAAAUCAAGCUAUAGAGGAGUCAUCUAUAAAAAUGGAUUUAAGAACUAUAAAAGAGGAGUUAAGUUCCUUAAAAGAUAUCAAAAGCGGGCUUGAAUUUUUAAGUGCGGAAUAUGACAGAAUGAAAAAAGAAUUAAAAACGUCAGAAGAGCACAUAAAGUCGCUUUCAGCUGAAAACAGCAACUUACAUACAAAAGUGAACGAAUUAUCAAAUAGACUUGUUUUACUUGAGCAAUACUCGCGUGAGACGAAUAUUGAAGUGAAUGGUGUUCCGGAAAGUAAGACUGAGAACUUAAUUAAUGUUGCCAAACAAAUAUGCAAUACUGUAUCUAUCUCUACCGAUCUCAUCGAAUCAGCUACCUGUACCAGAGUUAGGAAGAUGAACGAUUCAAAUAAGAGGCCCCGCGCAAUUAUUAUAAAACUUCCCUCAGUAAAAACUCAUGAUGAGAUACUAGCAGCGGUAACGCAAUUUAAUAAAAAGAACGCAUCCAAUAAACUAAACACAGGACACCUGGGAUAUAUAGAAAACAAGUCGCCUGUUUUCGUUUCCGAACAUCUAGCGCCGUAUUUUAAAGCUCUACAUGCGAGGACUCGUCAAGUUGCUCGAGAAAAGCAAUACGAUUUCAUCUGGAUCCGUAACGGCCGCAUUUUUGUUAGAAAAAAUGACCAGUCCCCUGCAAAACAAAUAAAGUGUUACGAUAACCUAAACAGACUAUAA
Molecule: messenger RNA, 1686 nt
Organism: Parnassius mnemosyne (clouded apollo)
Lineage: Eukaryota; Metazoa; Arthropoda; Insecta; Lepidoptera; Papilionidae
Source: the annotation of a GenBank genome assembly